This is a messenger RNA of Xiphias gladius (swordfish), 1451 nucleotides long. RefSeq names its product sarcoglycan, beta (dystrophin-associated glycoprotein) (gene sgcb). The coding region runs from base 91 to 1026 and encodes 311 amino acids. Lineage: Eukaryota; Metazoa; Chordata; Actinopteri; Istiophoriformes; Xiphiidae. The transcript has 6 exons. Gene Ontology annotation, biological process: muscle organ development. Gene Ontology annotation, cellular component: sarcolemma; sarcoglycan complex. The record is from RefSeq and is a predicted model, not a curated record.
GUAAUUCACACCACAACCAGCUUUUUCACCUUCGACUGCGAAAAGUGGUAUGCCCCCUGUCGCUCUGCAAGCAGGAGAGGGAGGGUCAACAUGGCGUCUGAACAGGAGAGUUCCAAUGGGCCAGUGAAGAAGUCCAUGCGAGAGAAGGCUAUAGAAAGACGUAAUAUCAACAAAGAACACAACAGUAACUUUAAAGCUGGCUAUGUACCCAUAGAAGAAGAGCGUCUUCAUAAGACAGGGCUGAGAGGACGCAAGGGAAACAUGGCUGUUUGCAUCAUCGUCCUCCUCUUCCUCCUUGCCUUAAUUAACCUCAUUAUCACACUAGUAAUAUGGACAGUGAUCCGUAUUGGUCCGAAUGGCUGCGACAGUAUGGAGUUCCAUGAAACUGGCCUGCUGCGGUUCAAACAGAAGGCGGACAUGGGCAUCGUUCACCCACUGCACAAGAGCACAGUAGGAGGCCGUAAGGACCAGGACCUGGUCAUUGUUGGCAACGAUAACCCAGUUGUGUUCCAGCAAGGCACUACUAAGCUGAGUGUAGAAAAGGACAAGACCUCAGUCGUCAGUGAUGUUGGCAUAUCCUUCACAGACCCUCGCACACAGACCACAUUCUUCAGUACAGACUUUGAAAACCAUGAGUUCCAUUUGCCCAAAGGAGUCAAAGUCCUCAGUGUUAAAAAGGCUUCAACAGAAAGGAUCACCAGUAGUGCAGCAUCUGACCUGAACAUCAGAGGGGACAGCAAGGCUAUUAUUCGUGGUAACGAGGGAGUCAACAUCAUGGGCCGGACUGUAGAGUUCAAAAUGGGUGGAGGCAUCGAGCUCAGGGCUGAAAACAGCAUCAUCCUCAAUGGAUCAGUCAUGUUCAAUGCCACACGCAUCCCUAACUCCGCAGGAGAUGUGUAUUUCGAUGAGGGUCAGGAGAGGUACAAGCUCUGCAUGUGUGCAGAUGGGACUCUCUUCCGUGUACAGGUGAAAUAUCCCAACAUGGGCUGCCAGACAUCAGAUAACCCAUGUAGAAAAGCUCACUAAGCGUCUGGACUGGAAUCUGCUGUACCUCACCACUGAAGUCAGAUUACAAAUUUGCAUAUACAGGACAUUCUAUAGGAAAUUCAUUAUAACUUGCAGAUAAUAAUACCUCUGUAGUUCACCUGAAAAAUUCUGUAUUCUUUAUUUUGUUUGCAAAGCAGGAAUUGUGUUACAGAUCGUUACCACUUGGCCAAAGAUAUUAACAUACAUGCUGAGGUAUUUUUAUUGUUCUGAAGAUUUGCUUACUUUAUUUAAACCUCAUUAUGCCAUGUAAGCAGGUAACACUCUUAUAUUUAACAUUAUACUGUGGUUUCCACUGCCCAUUGCUAGAAGUUGGAAGCUACAGUAUACUUUUUGCCUUACCGUCCAGUAUUACUAAUAUACAUUCAGUUGGCAGUUUAUUAGGUCCAUCUAGCUAAAACUAAUAC